Molecule: messenger RNA, 3091 nt
Organism: Anopheles darlingi
Lineage: Eukaryota; Metazoa; Arthropoda; Insecta; Diptera; Culicidae
Gene: Prps
Product: ribose-phosphate pyrophosphokinase 1
Exons: 7
Coding region: 340-1659 (439 amino acids)
Biological process (GO): purine nucleotide biosynthetic process; 5-phosphoribose 1-diphosphate biosynthetic process; ribonucleoside monophosphate biosynthetic process
Cellular component (GO): cytoplasm; ribose phosphate diphosphokinase complex
Molecular function (GO): ribose phosphate diphosphokinase activity; magnesium ion binding
Source: RefSeq, a predicted model, not a curated record
GAUAGGAUACCGAUGUCCUGCCGUAGCUAGCUUCCUUCUCGCUCCGUCUCGUGUUGUCCCAGCGUUUCGUCCUGCCUGCCUCCACCAUGGACACCGCCCGCCGUCUCGUCUUGCCUUGUGGUUUAGCUAAGUGGUAGUGCGAGGGAAAAAACCUGCCCCCAAACACACACGCCUUCCGCGAUUAUUGGAAACGUCAGUUAAUUAGUAAGUCCUUCACCCGGGAGGCUGAUUGCUGGCAGGCUCUCUAAUCCACCAACAGGAGCAGCUACUAAGCGAGGUUCGAUAGUACGGUGUGUGAGCGGGAUACGGCAGAGUUAGGUGGAGUGCGGUGAUUGUGUGAUGCCAGUCCGAUCAUCUCAUCCGAUUCCCGCCAGAACGACCAGCACCACUGCCGCCCGUAGUAGUAGCAGUCGCAGCAGCAGCGGCAGCUUGGAGACGAACGAGACUUCCGUUAUCAGCCAUCCGUCAUCGUGCGCCAGUAAUCUCGUGUGCUGCGGCACGCAAUCACAACCGGAUCAUAGCAUCGCCAGCAGCGCCAAAAGCGACAUCAAUACAGAGACAGCAGCGGCAGCGGCAGCAGCAACUAUUCGAACAGACAGCAGCACCGACGAGCUCGUCAGUACCGAUCCUCGCCCGCUCCAGUCAAGGAUGCCGAACAUCAAGGUGUUUUCCGGCUCGUCCCAUCCGGACCUAGCGUCUCGCAUCGUCGACCGGCUCGGCAUCGACCUCGGCAAGGUGGUGACGAAGAAGUUCAGCAACUUGGAAACUUGCGUGGAAAUCGGUGAAUCUGUCCGCGGUGAAGAUGUGUACAUCGUGCAGUCCGGUUCGGGCGAGAUCAACGACAACCUGAUGGAACUGUUGAUCAUGAUCAAUGCCUGCAAGAUCGCGUCCGCCUCGCGAGUGACCGCUGUGAUACCUUGCUUUCCUUAUGCCCGACAAGACAAGAAGGAUAAGACAGGCGACGAUAAGCUGGCAGCGCUAAUGAAAACCAAUGAAUGGAAAUUCCGGAGCCGUGCUCCGAUCUCAGCGAAGCUGGUGGCCAAUAUGCUUUCGGUGGCUGGUGCUGAUCACAUUAUAACGAUGGAUCUGCAUGCGUCGCAGAUACAGGGUUUCUUCGACAUCCCGGUGGACAAUCUGUACGCAGAACCGGCCGUGUUGAAGUGGAUUCGCGAGAAUAUAGCCGAGUGGCGAAACUCGAUCAUCGUAUCGCCAGAUGCGGGUGGUGCGAAACGAGUAACCUCGAUCGCCGAUCGAUUGAACGUGGAAUUUGCUUUGAUCCACAAGGAACGGAAGAAGGCAAACGAGGUCGCAUCGAUGGUGUUGGUGGGUGAUGUGAAGGAUCGCGUUGCCAUUUUGGUCGAUGAUAUGGCCGACACGUGCGGUACUAUCUGUCACGCGGCCGAUAAGCUUGUGGAAGCGGGAGCUACCAAGGUGUACGCCAUACUGACGCACGGUAUCUUCAGUGGACCAGCCAUUUCGCGGAUAAACGAUGCUUGCUUCGAAGCCGUCGUUGUCACCAACACCAUCCCCCAGGACGGUCACAUGAAGGACUGUCCGAAGAUACAGUGCAUUGAUGUAUCAAUGAUGUUUGCGGAGGCUGUCCGCCGAACGCACAAUGGCGAAAGUGUGUCUUAUCUGUUCUCCAAUGUUCCUUACUAAAAAGCUCCAAGGGUUGCAGGUUUCGCUUCAUUAGCUGACGAACUCGAGGAAACGAUCAAGUGCAGUUAGUUCGUGACAUUUUCAUCCAGAACCAAGGUGAUGCCUGAGAAACGACAACCACGGAACAGGGCAGCCCGGUAUCCGGCUGCUGAUAAUGAUUGUAUAAAAGAGAGAUACUGUAUCUCGAUAAACUAAAUUGUGCAAAGAUCACAUCCCACACAUAUACACACGUGAGCAUGGAAAAUUGGCUUGAAAUACAAGUCCCGCACGCACGAAAAAUGCUAGACCGAUUGUGAAUUGAGAUAGAUGGUAAAAAGUGAAAAAUGAGUGUGCUAUCGUGCAUGAAUGAGGCAACAUGUUUUGUAUACCCAGUAUAUUCAGUGAAAAUCUAAAAUUUUCCAUCCUUUACAGAGGUUUUUUUUGUAGUCUAGGAAUUCAAACACACAAACAGGCACAUACAUAGCGAUGUCGGUGUCGUUUUUCUUGAACAACUAUAUGAUUUAGAUUCAUUCAGACCCAUCCAACAUCAAUAUAAAGCAGACGAAGACACACAAAAUGACCCUGAACAUUUGUUGGCUUUCUUUUGUUUUUUUUCUUAAGAAGGAAAAUGGAUGAUUUUUGAAUAGCAAUUAUAGACGAAGAGAGAAAGAAUUAGAGAGAGAUGGAUAGGGAUCGAAACAAAUAGAAGCAUAACGUAAAUUUAAUCGGACUAACGAGCAGAUUAAGAAUAAAAGCAUUAACGCAUGAUGCAGCAUUGUUAACAAGAGGCGCCUCUAUCAAAAGAGUUGAACGGUACAAAAGAAGAACGGAAACAAAGGAAGAGUUAAUACGGCGUUCGGAGAAUGAAGCUAGUAAUGUAUCAUCUAAAAUCCGGUAAUAUAUCUGCUGUAAGAGGAUAGCUCUUGGAGUAGAAUGGGACAGAAUGGAAUAGAACAUGGGGGGCACCAUGGAAGGCCACGAUCGCGUAUCUCAAGCAUUCAUUUGAGAUUGCAGCAUUCUAGAGCAAGCGAAGUCGAUCGUCAGUCUAAUCAUCACCCACAGGCAUUGUGCAAAAACACAAACAGCUUAUUGAAACCUAUAGUUCUACAAUAAAAUACCUCACAACCACUAACCAACGCAGCGAAUCCCGCUUCACCAUGGCAACCCAAUGCGGCAGUGCAAGGCGACUGCUGUAGUCUCGGACUACUAGAGUCAAAUAUUUCUAAACAGCAAAGAGCUUCAUUCGGUUUGCGUUUGACUUGAUCGUUCCUUCCACCGAUUGUUUCACAUCCCAGAUAAAAUACCACUACCGGCCUGUGGGAAAAAGGAAGAGAACAUAAGAAAAAAAAACACAUUUCGUAACGUUUAGUUUUAGAUUAUUUGAUACAAAAGAAAAAUGUACAUGCUAGUUUGUGAAAAACUUAGCAGCCAUUAAGAAAAAACUGAAGAAAAG